This is a messenger RNA of Ictalurus furcatus (blue catfish), 2207 nucleotides long. It is a transcript of the gene acad8, whose product is annotated as acyl-CoA dehydrogenase family, member 8. The record is from RefSeq and is a predicted model, not a curated record. NCBI's taxonomy places the organism in Eukaryota, Metazoa, Chordata, Actinopteri, Siluriformes, Ictaluridae. The coding region runs from base 221 to 1294 and encodes 357 amino acids. Gene Ontology annotation, molecular function: acyl-CoA dehydrogenase activity; flavin adenine dinucleotide binding. Gene Ontology annotation, biological process: lipid metabolic process. The transcript has 12 exons.
GCCUUAUGCAGCGUUGACAGAAGUAGAGGUUUAAUAUUUAAUAGGGUGCAGAAAAGAGGAAUCGCAGCCUGCAUUGAUCGAGACGUUCAGAUCAGCACUUUGUAAAAGCCUCAAAGGAAAGCGCUCAGGAUGUAGUACUUUGUGGUUUAUCACUUCUGUAGGUCUCACAGAUGAGCAAAAAGAAUUCCAGAAAGUGGCGUUUGAUUUCGCUGCCAAUGAAAUGGCACCACACAUGGCGCGAUGGGACGAGAACGAAAUCUUUCCAGUGGAAACCAUGAGAAAAGCAGCCCAGCUCGGGUUUGGGGGAAUUUACGUGCAGCCGGAUGUUGGGGGCUCGGGCCUGUCUCGCCUCGACACGUCCAUCAUCUUCGAAGCUUUGUCCACAGGCUGUGCGAGCACCACGGCCUACAUCAGCAUACAUAAUAUGUGUGCCUGGAUGAUCGACACUUUUGGUAAUGAUGAGCAGAGAGAGAAGUACUGUCCCGAUCUCUGCUCCAUGGAGAAGUUCGCCUCUUAUUGUCUGACUGAGCCUGGGAGUGGAAGUGACGCAGCGUCGUUGUUAACCAGCGCAAAGCUACAAGGAGACCAUUACGUUCUGAAUGGCUCCAAGGCCUUUAUCAGUGGUGGAGGGGAUACAGAUGUGUAUGUAGUGAUGUGUCGUACUGGUGGGAAGGGCUCCAAAGGCAUCUCCUGUGUGCUGGUGGAGAAGGGAACUCCAGGACUCGGUUUUGGUAAAAAGGAGAAGAAGGUCGGUUGGAACUCACAGCCCACGAGAGCAGUAAUCUUUGAAGACUGUGCGGUUCCGGUGACUAAUCGGCUGGGAGCAGAAGGACAGGGCUUCAACAUCGCCAUGAGUGGCCUCAAUGGGGGCAGAAUUAACAUUGCUUCCUGCUCUCUAGGAGCUGCUCAUGCGUCUGUCCUGCUGGCCCGGGAUCACAUGCGUGUGCGCAAACAGUUUGGGGAACCUCUUGCAAACAGCCAGUUCCUGCAGUUUAAGCUGGCUGAAAUGGCCACGAAGCUGGUAGCGUCUCGGUUGCUGGUGCGUCAGGCGGCCGUUGCACUGCAGGAGAACAGAGCAGACGCAGUGCCACUCUGCUCCAUGGCAAAACUCUUCGCCACUGAUGAAUGCUUUGCUAUAUGUAACCAGGCUCUGCAGAUACAUGGGGGAUAUGGCUACCUCAAGGACUACGCAGUACAACAGUUUGUCCGAGAUAUCCGAGUGCAUCAGAUAUUAGAAGGAACCAAUGAAGUGAUGAGGAUGAUCAUUUCCAGAAAUUUACUGACAGAGUCUUGAUCCUGAAAUCAGGACUUCAAGCUCGUCAUGGACUGUUACAGUAGGAGAGACUAAUCAAUAAUGAAUCACAUAAUGAGGAAAAGCUGGACAGAAUCUUACUGUCAUUCUUUGUAGUUAGAAAUAUGUCUAUUUAGACAUCUGUUUUUGUUGUAUAUUCUCGAUUAUGUGCCCUGCUCUAAUAAGACGUGCUGUUAAUGAACAAUUGUUCAUCAAAGAAAUUCAAGUGUUUGAUUACACUCCAGCAUCAAGUACUUGUUAGUGCAUUGCAACGUUUUGAGUAUUCGAAAGGCUGGUUUCCACUUCUUGUGUCUCACAAACGAUGGUUGAAGGGGGGUGCAGUCGCUCUGGUCAAAAAGCAUUUUAUACUCGUUUCACCACUUUUUAAAUGGUGUGGUGGCACUGUGUGUAAAAGAGGAAAAUAAUUGUUUAUUAAAAAAGUGUUGAAAAGGAAUUUAAAGUGGAUUGUUUGAGCAAUUAACAAAGUGAGAUGAGGGAAAACCCUCUUAUAAUGCUUAUGCGCCUCAGAUGUUUGACCAUCUUUACGGUCUCUCGGGUCAAAUAUGUUGCAUGUAUUUUCAUAUAUCUGCCACCAGAGUCUCCUCAAAAUUGAUGUAGCUACCGCUAUUUAGUUACAAAGAUGUUCAUGUGCACAACACAGAGAUCGACAGGUGUACGGGGCCCUAACGCAGGGAUAUGUCUGUCCACAUGGCAUCAUUGCUAUGAAGCAAGCUGAUUUGAAGUUCCUUACUGAAAUAACAUGCUUUUUAAGUUCAUCCGUGGAUUCGAUAAAUAAAGCACAGAAAUGUACGGGAUAUUUUUUUGUUUGUUUAUUUUUAAACGUUUCAGAUCCAAUACAGGUAUCCAUAAAGGCAACAUUUCACUGUACACGUUAAAAUAAAGCUUGUGAAUUAGA